Molecule: messenger RNA, 216 nt
Organism: Eimeria necatrix
Lineage: Eukaryota; Apicomplexa; Conoidasida; Eucoccidiorida; Eimeriidae
Product: Metal dependent phosphohydrolase, related, related
Exons: 2
Source: RefSeq, a predicted model, not a curated record
AUGGUGGAAGAAAUGUUGGAAAGCAUUUUGGAAAAGGGAAAGUGCCAAGAAAUAGAAUUGGAAGAUUUGAAUUUAAUUCAACAACUCAUUGAGGGGGCCCCCAAAGGGUACAGGGGGUUGUUGGGGGGCCCCCCUGUGGACGAGCUCACCAGGGCCGCCUUCGACAUCGUCGCGAACCAGCGGACGGGGCUGGACGUGGACCGGCUGGACUACCUG